Molecule: messenger RNA, 5186 nt
Organism: Eptesicus fuscus (big brown bat)
Lineage: Eukaryota; Metazoa; Chordata; Mammalia; Chiroptera; Vespertilionidae
Gene: MAML3
Product: mastermind like transcriptional coactivator 3
Exons: 5
Coding region: 842-4159 (1105 amino acids)
Biological process (GO): Notch signaling pathway; positive regulation of transcription of Notch receptor target
Cellular component (GO): nucleoplasm; nuclear speck
Molecular function (GO): transcription coactivator activity
Source: RefSeq, a predicted model, not a curated record
GGAGGUGGAGGAGCGAGAGGAGGAGGAGGAGGCGGCGGCGGCGGUGGCGGCGGCGAGCAGUUGAUCAUUGUGAUGGUGGCAGGAGCAGCGGCGGCAGCGGCAGCCCGGCCGAGCGUUAGGGGCUGCUCUCCGCGCGGCGUUUUGCAAAGGACUUCACCGAUCUACUUUUGCAGUCGCCUCGGACUGUCCAUGUGUUUACUUCCCCCAGCCCGAGGAUUCGCUAUCUAGGAUCCUGUGAAAUGCAACUGAGCAGCCAAAGUACUUUGAGAACACGGGGCGGCAUAAACACCAAAACUUUUUUGUGGAAGGAAAAUGCAAUAAGCAAGCUUGCCGUUUUCCGAUGCGGUGUGGAGUGAGUGUGUGUCGCGCGUGUCCGCACUGGAGGCAUAUGCUUGUGUGUGUACAUGGGGUGUGUUUUUCGGUACGUAGGGAGAAAAUGCUUGCCAACCACCGGAAAUCUCCUGGAAUUUAUUAGAAAAUAAUGGAUUAUAAAAAGAAGGCAGGAGAGGAGCGGAUCUCCCCUUGAGUUGCAACCCGAUUUGCUGCUGGCUCAGUUUUGUUGUGAUUCUUUUUGUUGAUAGGUGUCUGAUGGCAUUCUGAUCCCCCCUUUUUUUCUCCUUGAGCUUUACAGUUUUUACAAAAAAGGGAAACAAAAAACCACCCCAAAAUCUCUCCCCCCCCUUUUUUUUUCUUUGCCCCGUCGGGAUUGCUGUUUCCAUCCAUGUGCUUGCGUCUCCCCCGCGUUCCACUUAAACUAUUUUAAUCCUUGGACCCAAGGAGGAGGCUGAUAGGGGGGGUGGAUAAAAAAAGUUCUUCCAAAAUAGUGUGCCCGGGGAGCAGGAUGGGGGAUUUCGCAGCCCCCGCUGCUGCCGCGAAUGGCAGUAGUAUUUGCAUCAACAGUAGCCUGAACAGCAGCCUCGCCGGGGCCGGGAUCGGUGUGAAUAAUACUCCCAAUAGUACUCCAGCUGCUCCGAGUAGCAAUCACCCCGCUGCCGGCUGUGGCGGCGGCGGCGGCGGCUCCGGGGGCCACGGCGGCGGCUCGGCGGCCGUUCCCAAGCACAGCACCGUGGUGGAGCGGCUCCGCCAGCGCAUCGAAGGCUGCCGGAGGCACCACGUCAACUGCGAGAACAGGUACCAGCAGGCUCAGGUGGAGCAGCUGGAGCUGGAGCGUCGGGACACGGUGAGCCUCUACCAGCGCACUCUGGAGCAGAGGGCCAAGAAAUCGGGCGCCGGCAAGCAGCAGCACCAGAGCAAACCCCAGCAAGAUGCGGAGGCUGCCUCGGCUGAGCAGAGGAAUCACACGCUGAUCAUGCUCCAAGAGACUGUGAAAAGGAAGUUGGAAGGAGCCCGAUCACCACUUAAUGGAGACCAGCAGAAUGGUGCUUGCGAUGGGAGUUUUUCUCCAACCAGCAAGCGAAUACGAAAGGACAUUCCCCCAGGGAUGGAAGCCAUCAACAGUUUGCCCAACAACAUGCCACUGCCUUCAGCUUCUCCUCUGCACCAACUUGACCUGAAGCCUUCUUUGCCCUUGCAAAACAGCGGGACUCACACUCCUGGACUCCUAGAAGACCUAAGUAAGAAUGGUAGACUCCCAGAGAUUAAACUUCAGCCUGUUAAUGGUUGUAGUGACCUGGAAGAUAGCUUCACCAUCUUGCAGAACAAGGACCUCAAACAAGAACCUCUAGACGACCCUACUUGCAUAGACACAUCAGAAACAUCUCUUUCAAAUCAGAACAAGCUGUUCUCAGAUAUUAACCUGAAUGACCAGGAGUGGCAAGAAUUAAUUGAUGAGCUGGCCAACACGGUUCCUGAAGAUGACAUACAGGACCUGUUCAAUGAAGACUUUGAAGAGAAGAAGGAGCCCGAAUUCUCGCAGCCAGCGACGGAGACCCCUCUCUCCCAGGAAAGUGUGAGUGUGAAGAGCGACCCCUCUCACUCUCCUUUUACACAUAUCUCCAUGGGAUCUCCCCAGACAAGGCCUUCUUCUUCUGGUCCUCCCUUUUCCAACGUCUCCACAGCCACCAGUUUACCUUCUGUUGCCAACACUCCUGCAGCUCCGAACCCCGCCAGCUCUCCAGCAAACUGUGCGGUCCAGUCCCCGCCAACUCCAAACCCAGCCCACACCCCGGGCCAAGCUCCACCUCGGCCUGGCAAUGGUUAUCUCCUCAAUCCGGCAGCAGUGUCGGUAACUGGCUCGGGGUCAGGGCCAGGGGCUGUGCCCAGCUCCGACAUGUCUCCAGCGGAGCAGCUCAAACAGAUGGCAGCGCAGCAACAGCAGAGGGCCAAGCUCAUGCAGCAGCAGCAGCAGCAGCACCCAAACCAGACUUCCAGCUGGUCCCCGUUAGGGCCUCCAUCCAGUCCAUACGGCGCAGCUUUCACUGCAGAAAAACCAAAUAGCCCCAUGAUGUACCCCCAAGCCUUUAACAACCAAAACCCCAUAGUGCCUCCCAUGGCAAACAACCUGCAGAAGACGACAAUGAAUAACUACCUCCCGCAGAAUCACAUGAACAUGAUCAAUCAGCAGCCAAAUAACUUGGGUACCAACUCCUUAAACAAACAGCACAACCUUCUCUCUUACGGCAACACUAAGCCUCUGACCCAUUUCAAUGCGGACUUGAGUCAGAGAAUGACGCCGCCCAUGGCCAAUCCCAACAAAAGCCCCCUGAUGCCCUACAUCCAGCAGCAGCCGCCACAGCAGCAGCAGCAGCCGCAGCUCCAGGCUCCCAGGGCGCACCUGAGUGAGGACCAGAAACGCAUGCUUCUCAUGAAGCAGAAAGGAGUGAUGAACCAGCCCCUGGCGUACGCUGCACUGCCAUCCCACGGUCAGGAGCAGCACCCAGUUGGGCUUCCCCGGACCACAGGCCCCAUGCAGUCCUCCGUGCCCCCGGGCUCAGGUGGCAUGGUCUCCAGCGCCAGCCCCUCGGGUCCGGGCUUCCUGGGCAGCCAGCCCCAGGCGGCCAUCAUGAAGCAGAUGCUCAUUGAUCAGCGGGCCCAGUUGAUGGAGCAGCAGAAGCAACAGUUCCUGCGGGAGCAAAGGCAGCAGCAGCAGCAGCAGCAGCAGAUUCUCGCCGAGCAGCAGCUGCAGCAGUCACAUGUACCCCGGCAGCACCUCCAGCCCCAGCGGAAUCCAUACCCCGUGCAGCAGGUCAAUCAGUUUCAAGGCUCUCCGCAGGACAUGGCGGCCGUGAGAAGCCAAGCGGCCCUCCAGAGCAUGCGGACGUCGAGGUUGAUGGCACAGAACGCAGGCAUGAUGGGUAUGGGGCCCUCCCAGAACCCAGGGACAAUGGCCACGGCCGCUGCCCAGUCUGAGAUGGGACUGUCCCCUUACAACACCACGCCUACCAGCCAACCAGGAAUGUACAACAUGAGCCCAGGAAUGACCCAGAUGUUGCAGCACCCGAACCAAAGCGGCAUGAGCAUCGCACACAACCAAGCCCAGGGGCCGCCGAGGCAGCCCGCCUCCGGGCAGGGGGUGGGGAUGGUGAGUGGGUUUGGUCAGAGCAUGCUGGUGAACUCCGCCAUGAGCCAGCAGCACCAGCAGAUGAAAGGGCCCGUGGGCCAGGCCCUGCCCAGGCCCCAAGGCCCGCCAAGGCUGCAGAGCAUUAUGGGAACGGUCCAGCAGGGCGCCCAGGGCUGGCAGCAGAGGAGUUUACAGGGGAUGCCCGGGAGGACUAGUGGAGAAUUAGGGUCAUUCAGCAACGGGGCCGGCUACUCACUUCAAGCCGGCCAGCCGAGGCUGACCAAGCAACACUUCCCACAGGGACUGAGCCAGGUCGUGGACGCUAACACGGGUGCCAUGAGAACCCUCAACCCGGCUGCCAUGGGUCGGCAAAUGAUGCCACCGCUCCCGGGGCAGCAAGGGACCAGCCAGGCCAGGCCGAUGGUCAUGUCCGGCCUGAGCCAGGGCGUCCCCGGCCUGCCAGUGUUCAGCCAGCCCCCAGCCCAGCAGAUGCCCAGUGGCAGCUUUGCUCCCAGCGGCCAGAGCCAAGCCUACGAGCGGACUGCCCCUCAGGACAUGUCCUACAGUUACAGCGGGGAAGCAGCCGGGGCCUCCUUCCCGGGCCUCUCGGACAGCGCCGACCUGGUGGACUCCAUCAUCAAAGGUGGGCCGGGGGACGAGUGGAUGCAGGAGCUCGAUGAGUUGUUUGGAAACCCUUAGUCAGGAGGGGGCCCGACGGGCCAAAGAAACGGGAUGUGGGCCGAUCCUUGUUUUUUGUUUUCUGACCCACGUACACUGAGCGAAACUGCGGCUGGCGGAGAGUGGGAGACCCAGGCGCCCGUCCACCCCGCGCGGCCUCCUCUCACCUGAUGUUCACAGCAGUCACCACGAGACCAGGCAGGGCCCUGCUGCCAGAGAGGGAGCCGCUCCAGAGGCAGGCGGGGAAGGCGACCCUGAGCCCCGCGCCGCACUCCCUGCUCCGGCCCAGACGGACUGCUGCCCACGGCCAGGGCCAGGCAGCCGUCAGCCCUCCUGGCCCGGGUGCGGAGCCUGCAGCUUUGGAGACACGAGAGACAGAGCCUCGGGCAGGAGGAGCCCCGCAGAGGCUGCUGGGUGGUUGCACAGGCCGAGAGCACAGGUCAGACAGGUGCUGAGCUCUGGCUGGAAAGAGACCUCAGGCUUCAAGACCUGCGCCUGCAUGUGGAGAGCAGACACCAAGAACACUGGGCCGGGCAGGGAGAGCGCAGAGGCUCCCGCGGGCCUGUCUCCCGCCCGUGAGGACCCCCAGGAAGGCCAGCGGCAUUGCCCUCGGCUGCCUCACCAGGACAGCCAGUGAGCUGGGAGGAGGGUCGGGCCCGUGGUCCUGGGGGCAGCCCGCCGCUGGGGACCGGGUGGCCAUCACUCCCGGUAGUUGGGCUGGAGCCUCCUGGGAGCCCGGAAUGACGGUGACACAUCCAGGCGGUUCCCAUCUAUUACCGGCGCCGCAGGGCGGGGAACCCUGAGGACGCUGUGUCCUGCCCCAUGACCGCCUCCCUCCCCCACCCCACCUUCGUCCCUCCCGGGUCCACCCCGGCGUCCUUCCAAGAAGUGAUGAAGUUUUUGUCUGUAGGGAGGUUGGGCAGAGUCCAAAUAAAUGCAAGAGCUCAGGCGAUGUCUGAAACGCCAAGGCGACCCCGGAGUGUUCUUUCUCUGCCGCGUGUGGAGCUGAGGGGAUAGUCUGCCCGGGACUGAGCAGGCUUCGGGGUGG